CUGCAGCCUCGACCUCCCUGGCUCCAGACGUGGACAUCUUCCAGCAACAGAUCUCGAGAAGACAGCUGGCUAAAAUCCUUAUUUGUCCGGAAAGUUGAUCCAAGAAAAGAUGCCCACUCCAAUCUCCUAGCCAAAAAGGAAACAAGCAAUCUAUACAAAUUACAGUUUCACAAUGUUAAACCGGAAUGCCUAGAAGCAUACAACAAAAUUUGUCAAGAGGUGUUGCCAAAGAUUCACGAAGAUAAACACUACCCUUGUACUUUGGUGGGGACUUGGAACACGUGGUAUGGCGAGCAGGACCAAGCUGUCCACCUCUGGAGGUAUGAAGGAGGCUAUCCAGCCCUCACAGAAGUCAUGAAUAAACUCAGAGAAAAUAAGGAAUUUUUGGAAUUUCGUAAGGCAAGAAGUGACAUGCUUCUCUCCAGGAAGAAUCAGCUCCUGUUGGAGUUCAGUUUCUGGAAUGAGCCUGUCCCACGAUCAGGCCCUAAUAUAUAUGAACUCAGGUCUUACCAACUCCGACCAGGAACCAUGAUUGAAUGGGGCAAUUACUGGGCUCGUGCGAUCCGCUUCAGACAGGAUGGUAAUGAAGCCGUCGGAGGAUUCUUCUCUCAGAUUGGGCAGCUGUACAUGGUGCACCAUCUUUGGGCUUACAGGGAUCUUCAGACCAGGGAAGACAUACGGAAUGCAGCAUGGCACAAACAUGGCUGGGAGGAAUUGGUAUAUUACACAGUUCCACUUAUUCAGGAAAUGGAAUCCAGAAUCAUGAUCCCACUGAAGACCUCGCCCCUCCAGUAAAGCUGUAGAGUUUCUAUGUGCCUACAUACAUUUCUGUGACAAGUAUUUGUCAUAAAUUAAUUUUAAUUGUAUAUCACGUGAAAAACACUGAGGUUUAAGCUGCUGUAUAUAGCUUGUGAGAAACCUCUUUUCUUUAAAAUUUACGUAAUCACAAGAAAGGAAAGAAUUACAGUUGGACUGAUUGUGACAGUGCCCUGUUGUCCUCUUUGAAACACCCCCGUGUUGUCCAGUGUACCUUAUAACACUUAGCCACUUCUCCCCACCCUCCAGGAGGGGUCCACAUUGAAUUCUGAAUCAUCUUGAAAAUAAGAUUCCAACCACAAAAACAACUAGCCAUUUCUUUACUAAAAAACAAAAAACAAAUCUGUUUUAUAAUUACAGAUUUUUAGACAAAUUUCUUGUAUCAGGAAGAAAUACAAAUUUUGUCAUGUUUCUCAAGCAGUUUUUCUGAGUAGUUUCUGAGGAGGAACAAAUUACGAGUGUGCCCAAUAACUGAAAAUGUUUUAACUCACUCUCAUUUGUAAGCAGUCCACAUAGUAGACAAUGGGUUUUCCAGGCUGGGCAAGGUACAUUUAAUCAGUAAAUCAGUUUCCUAUCAUGUAUCGUGAUGUGUCAGUGUGAGACACAAAAACAAUGGCUUGAAACUUGUGUAUCAUAUGUGAUUUUGAAAUGAACACCUUGAAUAGCACUAAUUUUUAUUUGUGAUAUUUUUCUAUAACAAAACAAGUAGCACUAGGAAAAGAGGUUUUAUUUUGUAAACGAUCAUUUGUGACCUCAGACACUCUCUGGCUAAUAUUUUAAUAAGCUCACAGCAGAUUAUUCUGAGAUCAUGGAUGAGGAGUGGUGCAUGUUGAGAUUUAAAUUGGCAUAAAGCUGCAUCCUUUUUGUCUUGCUGUUUGAUUUCAUUGUUUAAUAUGGUGUGCCAAUUUCGUGACUGUUACCAUGUGAAAGUCCUGUUGAAAUGAACAAUCAUGUCUGCCCCACAAUCAAGGAUGCCUGUGUGAAGUGUGAGUCAAUCUCAUACCCAAUGUCAGACUUUUACAUGUCAAUGAUUUUCUCCAAGAACAUAGAAAAGUCAAUAAAAUCCUCUUAAUUUUCACAUA
This is a messenger RNA of Mandrillus leucophaeus (drill), 1898 nucleotides long. RefSeq names its product glioblastoma amplified sequence (gene NIPSNAP2). NCBI's taxonomy places the organism in Eukaryota, Metazoa, Chordata, Mammalia, Primates, Cercopithecidae. The transcript is spliced from 10 exons. Bases 355 to 795 code for a protein of 146 amino acids. The record is from RefSeq and is a predicted model, not a curated record. Gene Ontology annotation, cellular component: mitochondrion.